Molecule: messenger RNA, 1782 nt
Organism: Sesamum indicum (sesame)
Lineage: Eukaryota; Viridiplantae; Streptophyta; Magnoliopsida; Lamiales; Pedaliaceae
Product: isopentenyl-diphosphate delta-isomerase
Source: RefSeq, a predicted model, not a curated record
UGUAAAAAAAUGAAAACAAAGAAAGCUUUGGGAUAUUGGGAACACAGCUCCAAAGUGUAACCUAUGAAUGGUGACAGUGCAAACUAUGCCGCCCCUUUGUUUCUGCUGAUGCUUUGGUAGCCAAAAGGAUUAAGCAGUGGUGAACACGCUACGGUCUUAACUUCUUCCGCCAAUACACUUCUUCUAAGCUUGGAUCUCAAUCCACAAGAUUAAGAUUUUUUCUUUCCUGUUCCUUUUUCAAAGUUCUCAGUCAUCCGACCUGAUUUCAGUAUAAGGAUACACAUUUUGCGGCACUCAUUGGGUUUUGAUUCUGUUUUUGAGUGGGAGCAAUAUAUGAUCAGUCGAUUAUUGGGGCACAACCCUUUUCCUCGAUUCGAACUUUGAAUAAGAUAGCUGUGUGAACGAUGGCAGCCAUAGCAAUACUGGAUCUACUGAGGAGAAAUCCCAACUUUGGUGGUCAAACGUUUAAUUCGAGAAGCCUAUUCACUACCAAACUCGUCGGCGCUUCAACUGCCGGCGCUUCUUUCGCCAUUGCAGCUCCUUUUGCAUUCGGCGCUUUAUUCGGAAAUGGCGUGACACAAGUUGCAUACUGCGAUGCCGGAGCAGCUCUAGAUGAAGAUUUCAUUUCUAGUAUACAGACUGCAUCUGGAAAUAUAUUUCAGAAUGAUGCGCUGAAAUACAGUACCAAGCAGUAUGAUAUUCAGUUGAAACCCCUGUUCUCUGCAUUUCACUGGAAAACUCUGGCAUUGACAUCGCUGAGGUCUUUUUUGUUAUUCUAUUUGCCUCUUCUGGAGCCCCACGCACGCAUGGAAGACGACGAUGAUGAUUUUCUACAGGAAAUUCCUGAAGAAAAGCAUUUAGAUUUAGUUGAUCCAUUCAAGAAAUCAGUGAAACAAAUAGUUCGUGAGACCAGCGUAGUCACCACAAGACGCAUUCUUGAAAGACUUGCAGUUCAUUAUGUUUCACAACGCAUGGCCUGGAAACUCCUCAAAGAUGUUCCCAAGUCGGCCACUCGCAAAGCAGCAAGGGGGAUGCCGACCUUAACAUACAUCUUCUGUGUCAGCAGAACCACUUUCAGAGGACAUUUUCUCGGAGUUUUAGCAUCAUGGGUUGUACAAGUUGGCACUGAUAUCUACCGGUUCUUUACAUCUAUCUCUAAAUCCAAACAAGACAAUGAUACAGUUGACACAGCAGAACAACUUCAGAUUCUUGGAAAUAAGGUUUACGGUGCCACUGUUCGUUGUGGCGCUUCUCUUGUUUUUGCUUCUAUAGGAGCUGGGAUCGGAGCAACACUAAUCCGUCCUUCGGCUGGUCAAUGGAUUGGAUGUGCAGUUGGGGAUUUAGCAGGACCAGUUAUAGUUGCGUUUUGUUUUGAGAAACUCCACACGGACCUCUAUUGUUAAUUCUUCCCCGAAUAAGGAUGCACGUCUCUUUAUCGCUUGGUAUAAAUUCGCAGGAGGUUCGCCUAUCGAACAAGAGGGUUGCUCCUGCAGUAACAUAAAAGUUGUGUUUCUCAAUCUUAAUGUUCUAUCUGACAUGUUGGAUUGGCUUUUGCCUACUUUGGUGUUGGGGUUGGACAUACAAAAAAAAAGGUAGGUAGUAGCUUCUUGGGCUUACUUGCAACAACCUCUGAGUUGAUGGGGACUCCAUCUUUGAAUUUUCAAGUUCAAAUGGUAAACUGUCAGAUGUUGAAACGGAGGCCGUUUCUUCCACCCUAAUUUAGAACUUAAAAGAGAGAAGGAUAAUUCAUGAAUAGGCAUGAUUGAGAUAUGCUUUGAAUUU